ACGAGUCCAAGCGGUCAGACCAGUCAGAGAUAAGCAUGUUGUUGACACCUAGGGAUAUCUUCAAGACACACUGCACUUCUCCUGUUGAUGUGGACCAAAUAACACCAUUACUUUGUGUAACAACUGAUUUCGCUUGGUGCAAUGCAGGGAGAUGACUUACGUCCAUGGGACUUACGAUUCUCAUAGAAAGCUGAAAGGUGAAUAACAUUUGACUGCAUAGCUUUCUAUACAGAAGGCGUAAACGGAAUAGCCUUUCAAAGGAAAGGAUUUAAUUGACUGUUUAAGUGACACUGUUUUUAAUUAUUUCUUCGUGUGGCUCUUUAUGUCAUCAAUGCUGAAAUGAAUACGCACGUGGCAGGCAUCGUCGCUGUGACCCUCCUCCUCGGUGUUGCAACAUCGUCCACGAACAACACCAUUAUGUAUACGCCCUGGUCAAUGGGAGACAUUUACCUUAAUUCAACAGACAAUACAACAACGGAUUUCAUGAUUUCUGUGAUUUCACCCUCAGUUGAAAUGUUCAUGGACGCCAGCGCCGUUGUCAACGUGUCCUACUCCAUCCUCUGCGACACACCCGACACAGUUUACAAUCUCAGUGUCUACACGACGGAGGAUAAGGUGGCGUUCCUGACACAGCCUGGCGACGUCAGCAUGUCGUGUAGCAAUGUAUCCAAUUUGGCAAGUCGGGCAUUCAAAAAGCCAACCCGUGUUUCAGGAACACUCAGCAUCAACUUACACUCGGAUCUCAUAGGAAGAACGUGGCUUGUCUUUAAAACGGAUCACGAAAGGUCCACACCACAAGAAACACAGCCAGACACGGAUACAAUGGCAGGCCAACCAGGUGACCACUUCCAGAGAUACAUGAUCGUGGUAGUACGGAACUACCGGCCUAUCGAUACCGUGUUUCGUGUUGUCAUGUACUUGUUUGUGAUCGCCAGCACUAUAGGAAUGGGAUGUAAGAUCGAGCUGAGCGUAGUCAAGUCGGUGCUGCUCAAACCCGUGGCUCCUGCAAUUGGCUUCUUCUGCCAGUAUCUCGCCAUGCCGCUGAUUGCCUAUGGUGUGGCGAAGCUUGUGACUUUCGAGAUCCCUGCCGUGGGGCUGGGGAUAUUUGCCUGUGGGAUCUGCCCGGGGGGAGGGGCUAGCAACAUCUACUCCUAUCUCCUGGGCGGGGACCUGUCGCUGUCUGCUACCAUGACAACCAUCAGUAACAUAGGAGCGCUAGGUAUGGUUCCUCUGUGGAUGUUCACGCUGGGUCAGCAGUUUCACGAUGACAAGAUGCAGAUCAACAUCCCGUACGCCAACAUCAUCCAGACCCUGGCAUCUGUCAUCCUGCCGAUCUUCGCUGGCAUCCUCAUAAAGUACAAGUUUCAGAAGCUCGCGGCUGUCAUCGUCAAAAUCCUCAAGCCGGUCACGUUGAUCACGAUCGUUAUCCUGCUCACCUUCGGCAUCUACGCCAACCUCUACAUCUUCAGACUGUUCAAACCGUCCACGCUCCUCGCUGGGUGCCUGCUGCCCUACUGUGGCUACAUCAUCGGCGGGUUGGUUGGGUUGAUGUUCCGCCAGCCGUGGUACCGAGUGAAGACCAUCGCCAUAGAGACUGGCAUACAGAACGUCAUGGUGGCCUACCUCAUGUUGCAGAUGGCGCUGCCGCCACCAGAUGGCGACCUUGCCGCUGUCGGCCCUUUAGCUUCCGCGGUUAUGACGCCACUUCCGCUCUUUAUUUUGGCUAUUGGCUAUACAAUUUAUUUGAAAUGCACUAAGCAGGAUUAUGACAAAGUUUCAAAGAGAGAUCAAGGUGAGAAUGGUGUAGUAGACAAGAGUGAGGGGAAACAGACAGGGGUGGGGGCUGACGGACAGGGGCAGGAUGACGCUGGGGUGGGGCUGGUCAAUAAGGCGGAUCGUGUUAGUGUCAAAUAAUUGCAGUAGCAGUUUGAAACAUCCGAUAGGCGGCCACUUGCAGCCUCUCAGCCAGCAAUGUGACACACGGUUGCGGCCUAGUUGGCAGUGAAUAAUCUAAUGUCUGUAUUACCGGUGACAUCCUUCCUAGGCCAAACGAAACUUUUGUUUGUUUGAUCGUUUCUUGUUUAACCUCGUAUUCGGCCAUAUUCCAGCUAUACGACGGCGGCCUGUAAAUAAUCGAGUCUGGACCAGACAAUCCAGUGACAUCAUGAACAUCGAUCUACGCAAUUAUGAUACGAUGACAUGUAUCAACCAAGCCAGCGA
Molecule: messenger RNA, 2220 nt
Organism: Haliotis rufescens (red abalone)
Lineage: Eukaryota; Metazoa; Mollusca; Gastropoda; Lepetellida; Haliotidae
Product: ileal sodium/bile acid cotransporter-like
Exons: 3
Coding region: 340-1914 (524 amino acids)
Cellular component (GO): membrane
Source: RefSeq, a predicted model, not a curated record